UUCUGCGUGGUGAAAAGAAAAAACUAACUGCACGAUAUAUUACUCACGAAAUCCUGUGAUGUCUGGAUUCAAUUUAUGGGAUUAUGUUCAUAGUGAAAUUAGUGAGUUGAUAGACUGGUCAAAAUGCGGCGACUCUUGUGCGAGCAUAAUUCCAACUGUACUAUGGGCGAUAGGCGCAGGACUGCUAGCUCAUCGUUUGCUUUCUGCGCUUUUCAGAAGGUUCCUUUUCAGAAGAGUUCCACUCUGGGAAAUUGUACUUCAGAAUCUACUGUUCAUCUGGAUGGUGAUUUAUAGUAUCCACUUCUGGAAUUUACUCGUCAAAAUAUUAAAAGUCUUAAUCACGUUCUUUUAUGACGAUGACAGUAUGUCAACGGAAGAAACGGAGACGCGCAAGAUGAUGUUACAAUGGGUGAUCUGGAUGUGUGGGAUGUUACCAUUGGCUUUCUACAUCCACACGCAGCCAAGACCUGAAAACCCCCCACUAAUGAUAUGGAUAACGACAAGUCCCUGGAUGCGCCGCGAAAUGGGGCCAUACGGAUAUUAUUUGAACCGACCACUGUCGUCUCUCCAGUCGUCCACGAACGUCGCCAACAGACGCCAAGUGCUGACCCUGCGGCGCGCCUUCUCAGACUCGAAAGUCGUGCUCAAAGAGCCCGCCAAAAAGAAACGUCACUCAAAGUCUGUAUAACCCAAAACGUAGUGUAAUAAAUAUGUGGCAG
Molecule: messenger RNA, 719 nt
Organism: Hyposmocoma kahamanoa
Lineage: Eukaryota; Metazoa; Arthropoda; Insecta; Lepidoptera; Cosmopterigidae
Exons: 5
Coding region: 59-688 (209 amino acids)
Source: RefSeq, a predicted model, not a curated record